Molecule: messenger RNA, 717 nt
Organism: Spizellomyces punctatus DAOM BR117
Lineage: Eukaryota; Fungi; Chytridiomycota; Chytridiomycetes; Spizellomycetales; Spizellomycetaceae
Product: DNA replication protein PSF1
Exons: 1
Coding region: 83-697 (204 amino acids)
Biological process (GO): DNA replication; DNA strand elongation involved in mitotic DNA replication
Cellular component (GO): GINS complex
Source: RefSeq, a predicted model, not a curated record
AAACGAUCUACAGCUGCAUUCUGAAUUCUUGUCGUCGUCCAACAACAACGUGCUAUAACCUUACUUGCCACCCCUCUCUUAAAUGUCUAUAUACAGCGACGACGCUCUAAAACUUGUUAAGGACGCCAAACGCACAGCCGAAACACCUUCCCUUUCCCCAUACCGAGACGACCUCGUCCGCAAUGUCCUCCUCGAAAUGCGACAUCUUGAAGCCUCCUUAAGAGAUAUCCUUGCUCAACGCGAAAAGGCGUUGCCAGAACAAGUGACAGGCCUCACUGCGGCAGCCACCAUGCAUCACCUGGCCCUGCGACGUUCAAAACGCUGCCUUCUUGCGUAUACUCGGCAUCGAGUAGACCGCAUUUUGGACACGCUGUGGGAGCUGGGUGGAGGGAGCGGGAGUAGUAAUGCAGCUCUGCCGGCAGAUCUGCGACGUAAUCUCAGUUCAAGUGAGGCUGACUUUAUAACAGGGUAUACGGGAUUGGUGAGCGAAUACCGAGGGCAGUUUUUGGAAGUGGACCUUGGAGCGGCGUUAGUUCCACCACGAGAUUUGUUUGUAGAAGUGAGGGUUUUGAAAGAUUGUGGUGAAGUCAUGACGGAAAACGGAGCCGUUCGCUUGGUGAAGAAUAGCCAGCAUUAUUUACGAAGAACAGAUGUAGAGCCAUUUAUUACAGCAGGAUAUCUAAAACAUAUUGAAUAAUGCAUGAAAAUUACCUCUCA